Messenger RNA from Helicoverpa armigera (cotton bollworm), 612 nucleotides. It is a transcript of the gene LSm1, whose product is annotated as Like Sm 1. Gene Ontology annotation, cellular component: Lsm1-7-Pat1 complex; P-body. Gene Ontology annotation, biological process: deadenylation-dependent decapping of nuclear-transcribed mRNA. Bases 129 to 545 code for a protein of 138 amino acids. NCBI's taxonomy places the organism in Eukaryota, Metazoa, Arthropoda, Insecta, Lepidoptera, Noctuidae. The record is from RefSeq and is a predicted model, not a curated record. The transcript is spliced from 3 exons. Gene Ontology annotation, molecular function: RNA cap binding.
AUGUCAAUGUCAUCGAAACGCCUUCCCAUGAGCAUGAAGAAAAGUUAUUGAAUAUUUUGUUGGUUUGUGAAUCAAAAAUUCUGAUUUGAUUAAUUGGGAAGGCUAUAUUUUUCAAUUUCUUAACAAAAAUGUCCAGCAAUAUGAACCCUUUGGCUGGAACCGCCCAUUUACUGGACGAAUUAGACAAGAAACUUAUGGUGCUGCUGCGAGAUGGGAGGACAUUGAUCGGGUACCUCCGCUGCGUCGAUCAGUUUGCAAAUUUAGUUCUGCACAAGACGAUAGAACGGAUUCACGUUGGAAGAGAGUACGGCGAUAUUCCAAGAGGUAUAUUCAUCGUUAGAGGAGAGAAUGUCGUACUCCUUGGUGAAAUUGAUAAAGACAAGGAGGAUAAUCUGCCGCUGACAGAAGUCUCCGUGGAUGAUAUUCUAGAUGCUCAAAGACGAGAACAAGACGCCAAGAUAGAACAACAGAAGUUACUAUCAAAGGCUCUGAAAGAGAGGGGCCUCAAUUUACUAGCUGAAAUGGGACACGAUGAUAUGUUUUAAAUGUUUCCCAUUUAUAUCUCUAUGCUUAAGACUGUAAUUAUGUUAUAAACUCUAUCUGUGACAUUCA